UGCUUCUGAUUUGGCGCUCUCUAACUCCCGGGGAAAAUGUUCCACAGCAGGAGUGGAAUUGGAAUGUACGAGUACGAUCUCGAGUUCGAUGUUUGCACAACGGCCGAGCGCUUCCACGACCUGCAGUUCGCUUCCUGGAGUACUCCACCUCCGCAGCAAAUGGAGAAACAGAUUUCCGUGGACCCAGUGUCGCUGAGACUGCCACCGAUUGUGACGGCGGCUCCAAAGAUUCCGCCGCCGCCGCCUCUCAUCAGCUGCAGCCUUCCAAGCCCGCGGUUCGGGUACUGGCUGAAGAAGAAAUUCAAGAAUGAAAGCCAGGCCUCCCCCCGUCAAAUCGACGGCCGCCGGAAAGGCUCGACGGUUUACCCUCGUCGUCAUAACCAUCCCCGGAUCAAGAUGGAGCAAGAAAUUCACUUGCGGCGGAGCAAGUCGUGCGCCGAAGGGAGAUCGAGCGGGGUCGACGAGCUCGACAUUUGGUUCAGGAAUCCCGGCGAACCCACCACCACCGAAUCCGACACCAACGCCUCGCCAAUGGCCGGGAAGAAGAAACGCGAGGUGGAUAUGGACAACGAUGAUGACGAAUUCAAAUGUGGCGCGCUCUGUUUGUACCUCCCAGGAUUCGGCGGCGGCGGCGGGAAGACGACGAAGCCGAUGAGGGAGAGGAAGGCGACGGUGGAAUCGGGGGCGGCGACGGCGGUGAGGGAGAGCGUCAUUUCGAGGACGGUGUCUCUGGAGAAAUUCGAGUGCGGUUCGUGGGCUUCGUCGGCGUUCAUCAACGACGGAGGGGAGUCCACGCGUUUUUACUACGAUUUGCCGAUGGAGCUGAUUAAGACCGGCGGGAACGGGACUAACUCGCCGGUGACGUCGGCGUUUGUGUUCGAGAAGGACCGGAGAGGGGCAUUGAAUAGCUGUUCGGCGCGGAGGAAGUCUCACGAGUCGUCAUCCAGGCACGUCCGGUUUUCUUCGUCGUCGUCGUCUUCGACUUCCAAUCCUUCGUCGCCGGCGGCGUGCAUCACGCCCCGGUUGCGAAAGGCGAGGGAGGAAUUCAACGCCUUCCUGGAAGCGGAAGCAAGGAGCGCUUGAUUCACAGUUGCUUGCUGCCUACAAUUUUUCUCUCUUUCUCGUUUUGUAUACGCUUAUGGGCUUUUCUAUGUCUAAGGAAUUGGGCUUCAGUGCGGAAAGGAAGGAGUUGAGAAGCCUUUCAUGGGCUUCGUUGGGCCUUUAGUAAGUCGUUUCACUUAUAGUAAGUCUUAGUUUGGGCAAAAUUAUAAACAAACUUUUUACUUUAGCUCGUGGUUUCUGAAAUUAUUCUUCUGGUCUGAACUAUGUACCAUACUUUCUUAUUUGGCCUGGAGGCGGGUUUGACCAUCAAAUUGGACGAUCAACAGAAUUGAGUCAAUGACCAUCUCACUUGCCACGUUAGCAAAGAAAUAAAAAAAUUAUUUUUAAAAUUUUUAGAAUAUUUUUCCUUUCUAAUCAACAGUAUAAUUUAUA
Molecule: messenger RNA, 1494 nt
Organism: Linum trigynum
Lineage: Eukaryota; Viridiplantae; Streptophyta; Magnoliopsida; Malpighiales; Linaceae
Source: the annotation of a GenBank genome assembly